AUCCCCUGAUGAAAGGUGCUAGAGAAGGACUGCGGAUUACAGUUCAGUGCUGAAAAGGGUGUCAGAUAAGAACAAUUUCCUAGCUUUAUUGUCACAGUAAGAUGUGAACAGUCUGAUUCACCCUAAGCACAACCAGGUUCCUGGAAAUGAAGAUUGCAGCAGUGGCUGUGUUGCUGUGUACAGCUCAGAGCAAGGCUUGUCAGUGUUCCACAUCAAUUCCUGAUGUCAGGCUGAUCCUGGCUGCCAGCAGCCAGCUCUCACAAUGAAAGGCACCCCUUAAGCUUGAAUAUAGCAAAGGCAAGGAUGGCAGGGGAGAGGAGUAUAAAAGUGUUGUUUGCAGCAGUACCUAGCAUGAAUGUCAGUGAGCACAUUCCAAGAGGAGCACAUUCAUGCUGAGGAAUUAACUGCAUCUGUGUAUCGCUGAUAGCAAAUGGGCAGCAUGAGUUCUUGUGGCUGUUUGUGGCCACUGUAUCUUUAAUGAGCUUGGGCUGCUGUUCCUUGUUAUACACUGGAAUGAACUUUUCCCCAUUCUUUCCCGAAUGGGGAGACUUCUAUUCAUUACUGUGACCGAUAUGGCAAUUUCCUGGGCAAACCUCACUUAAAUGAAAUUUAAGUAUCUUAGGAGUUGAUUGUAUAAAAAAUGCUAAUAUUUAUGUACAGUAUUGUGGGAUUAUAUGCAGCUUCUUUCAUGAGGGGACAGGAUUAAUGUAAACCCUGGGAAGUGCUAUGAGCUUCAGAGGACUCUUUGGAACAGUGUGCUAGACAAACCAAAUUAAGUGGGCUUGCUAGGAAAUACUUGGGAGGAGGGGAAGGUGCCUUCUCACCCAAUUUUUAGAAGCUGUGCCCUGAGGAGAAGUGCAUUGUCUGCUGAUCGCCUGUUAUAUGAGGACAAGCUCAGAAUCCCAAACUGGAUACAAGACUAACUCUCAGAUUUGCAGGCGGGGGAAAGGGGGUGCGCUUGUUCUGAGCAAAAGCUGUUAUGAACUUGUGGCCACAGAAAAACUCCUGUGUUGGGGUUGGAAGGACUGUUCAUCCGCCAGAAGCCUUGUUGGAGUUAGGGGAGCAUCUCUGGAGCAGCCUCCUUAUCCUGGAUAUGGUUCCAACUACUGGAACUCUGCGGUGCAGCCUAGAGCCCCCUACCCAAGUCCGUACCCCGCUGGACCUGAGUUACAAAGCCAGGGACUGGAGUCUCCCUACACAAAUGGAGCCUAUGGCGCCCCUGGAGCUGCUCCACACUAUGCUAAUCUGCCACAGUCAAACACCUACUAUUCUUCUGGGCACCCUCGGGCCUCCUACCCAGCAGAAUCUCUGAGCAUGUACCGACCGCCAUCGCCAGCCUCGCAUUGGCAUUAUCCCCCACCAGACUGCCCCCCGGAAGGUCCCUCUCUCAGGAGGCAGGCCCCAGGAUACUCCCCACCACUGACCCCAGGUAUGCCUGUCCCGCACUAUCCAUAUGGAGGGGAUACCAACCCUGGCAUUCCACAGCAAGGGCCACCACCACAACCAAGACCUCAGGAUGAAUCGUGGGCUUCCUCUGGCAUCUAUGGAAUGCAGCCACGUUACGCCUGGCCUGCUGCUUCGACACCCCAAGGAAGUUCAUUUAUUUCAGAAUCAUCUCCAUCCUGGUCUGGCAAUGGAGCUCCUUCUCCUCAUCCUCCAGCUCAUGAUACAAAGGAUGCUACUUAUGACAAACCAGACCAAGGAGCAAACCACAACAACUACUUUCCAGAAGUCAAUCAGCAGCCCUCUGGGACUAUGAAUGAUCAUAAGUCAACUCAAUUCAACACCAAACCAUCCCAUUUCAAUUCCAAAGUGCAGUACUGCGCACAGCCCCAAAUGUAUAAUAAUGUACCUAGGAAACCACCUUUGAACCAGGAUGCAGGUUUUAAACCCAGCGACCAGCCUUUGUCAAACUCCCUGGGAAUUCAGCCAGGGAUUCAAAGAGUUAUGCAAGUUAUGGAGGAGGUUGAGCAGUUGGAGCAAGAAGUGGAUGAAUUUGUAGGAAAAAAGACAGACAAAGCAUACCGGCUUCUGGAGGAAAUGCUGACCAAGGAGCUGUUGGAACUGGAUUCCAUAGAGACUCAUGGCCAGGACAAUGUUCGACAGGCUAGGAAGGAGGCUGUUCAUAGAAUCCAGGCCAUACUGGAAAAACUGGAAAAAAAGGGAUUGUGAAAGACCGAUGGUAACAACUCAAGGCCUGCUAUGGACAUCCAAAAGCGCUCUGGUUAGGCUUAAUUUUCAGCCUGCUUCUAACUACUGUUGACCAUGAAAAGCAAUAAAGUCUGACUAUACUUUAAUUUUUUUUUAAACCCAACAAAUGAUAACUUGGCUGUGGACGAAUGAAGGAAGGAUUGAAACAUCAGUCCUGAAUUUUCAGGUUGUUAUUCCAGGCCAAUGAAUGUACAGACAACUAUGGAAUUCUGACAUUGCCAAACAAAGUGCUUUUGCCUCUGUGGGUGUCUACGUGCUUUUCAUCAGCAGGAGAGGAAACCAUUGUAUGGAACAGACUUUUCUGUACUAGGCCAAAUGUGUGUCUGUAGAUGCCACCUGCUGCCCCAUGGCUUCUUAAACAGCUGGAAUUUCUGUUAGUUACAAAGGCAUUGUAACACACAGCAAGUAAAACAGGACUUCAGGCUCUUGGA
This is a messenger RNA of Mauremys reevesii (Reeves's turtle), 2642 nucleotides long. RefSeq names its product BAG cochaperone 4 (gene BAG4). Gene Ontology annotation, molecular function: adenyl-nucleotide exchange factor activity; protein-folding chaperone binding. The record is from RefSeq and is a predicted model, not a curated record. Gene Ontology annotation, biological process: protein stabilization. Lineage: Eukaryota; Metazoa; Chordata; Testudines; Geoemydidae. The transcript is spliced from 5 exons. Gene Ontology annotation, cellular component: cytoplasm; nucleus; membrane. The coding region runs from base 883 to 2172 and encodes 429 amino acids.